CUCUCUCUUCGAUUCUCAAAAUAACGAACAGAAAUCAAACGAUUCUCCUCUCUUCCCCUUCUAAUCCGAUUCUGCGAUGUAACAUCCGAGUUUCCGGUCGUGACUCAGCCGAGUUUGAGUUCGAUCGGCCGGAGCGAUUAUCUCUGGAAGUUCUGAAACCUUCAAAACUCCCAGUUUUAGGAAAUCAGUUGUCUCUGUCUUUUUCUCUAAUUCAUCGAAUCGAGUUUCCAAUUUGGAUUUGUUUUUUCUGUUUUUGUUCUAUUAAUCUCCGGUUUUGAUUAUUUCAUUUGGGCUGCGUUUGGAUGCGCAAGUGAAUUGAAUUGCAAACUUUCACGAAAUAGCAAAAUUUCAUAAUCAGGAAGUAGCCUUUCAAAUUGCAGUUGCGCAUGUUCUGAAUCCAACUUGAAACUAAUGUGAUCACAAUUUGGAGUACUGGCCGUCUUAUGAACGCUGAGGGAGGUAAUUGCGAUCUGGUUAUUCCUACUAUAUCUGUCUCACUGCAAUUUGAUUAGAUACUGCAUCCAAACGUGCCCUUGGUGUUCGACGGGUGUGGUUUUCAGAAUUCAGUGUGAACUACAGAGUCGUGAUCUUUUAGGAGGUGUAGAUGGUGCUGUUCAAUUGGUUGAUGUCAUUCAUUCUAGAGAGGAGUAUUUUGGGGAAUUUUUAAUUCAAUUAUGCUGGCAACCCACGAGAAUAGAGAGCUAUCAACAGGCAUUAUACCCGAUGAAUAUAAAAGGGUGUCUCAACCUCAUUGUCGUAAAUUACUUUCCCCCCACAUGGGCAGCUUUAGUUGCUGGCGCCUUGGUAGUUCUCACUCUUUCACUAUCACUCUACCUUCUAUUUGAGCACCUUUCAGCCUACAAAAAUCCCGAGGAGCAAAAGUUUCUUAUUGGUGUUAUUUUAAUGGUCCCAUGCUAUUCCGUUGAGUCGUUUGUGUCAUUGGUGAACCCAUCCAUCAGUGUUGAUUGUGAGAUCUUACGGGAUGGCUACGAGGCCUUUGCUAUGUAUUGCUUUGGGAGAUACCUUAUUGCUUGCUUGGGUGGGGAAAAGAGCACAAUCGAUUUUAUGAAGAGUCAGGGUCGCUCAAGUUCUGCGACACCCCUAUUGCAACAUAGUGCUGAGCAGGGAAUAGUAAAGCAUCCUUUCCCAAUGAAUUAUAUCUUAAAACCAUGGAAACUUGGUGAAUGGUUUUACCAAGUAGUGAAGAUUGGAAUUGUUCAAUAUAUGAUAAUAAAGAGUUUUACUGCUCUUUUAGCAGUGGUUCUACAAGCCUUUGGCGUAUACUGUGAAGGAGAAUUUAAGUUGGCGUGUGGAUAUCCUUACAUGGCAGUGGUUCUCAACUUCAGUCAAACAUGGGCUUUGUACUGUCUCGUUCAAUUCUAUACUGCUACAAAGGAUAAAUUGGCGCAUAUAAAACCAUUGGCCAAAUUCCUGGUAUUUAAAUCGAUCGUCUUCUUGACAUGGUGGCAGGGUGUGGCAAUUGCAAUCCUAUAUGCUUUAGGUUUAUUCAAAAGUCCUAUAGCUCAAGGCUUGCAGUUCAAAUCAAGUGUUCAGGACUUCAUCAUUUGUAUAGAGAUGGGUGUUGCUUCUAUCGUUCAUCUUUAUGUUUUCCCUGCAAAGCCAUACGCACUAAUGGGUGACCGCUGUACUGGAAGUGUUUCAGUUCUUGGAGACUAUGCAUCUGUUGACUGCCCUCUUGAUCCUGAUGAGGUCAGGGACAGUGAGCGCCCCACCAAGCUAAGACUUCCUCAGCCAGAUGUCGAUGUAAAAAGUGGAAUGACCAUCAGAGAAAGUGUCCGUGAUGUUGUCUUUGGUGGUGGCGGAUAUAUUGUGGAUGACGUCAAGUUCACGGUAACCCAAGCAGUGGAACCCAUGGAGAAGGGCUUGACACGUUUCAAUGAGAAACUUUACAAGAUCAGAAAGAAGCAUGAGAAGGAGAAGAGAACAUCUUCAUCUCCCACUAGGAGAGUCAUCCGUGGAAUCGACGACCCCCUCUUGAAUGGGAGCUUUAGUGAUAGUGGGGUUCUUAGGGGUAGAAAACACAAUCGCCGGAGAUCGGGGUAUACAAGUGCAGAGAGUGGCGGAGAAAGUAGUGAUCAGAGCCAAGGUGGAUAUGAAAUCCGCGGACAAAGGUGGAUUACUAAGGAUUAGUUGAGAAGGGGAGAUGCUAAAGCCCAUAUAUGAUCAAGCACAUGUGGUACAUGGCCCGCAAUCAAGAAUGGAUGAUUUCCGGGCUCAUUAUUGAGCUUUUUGGGGCCCAUCAGGUAGAGGGUGAAGCUGGCUCCUAAAGCUGUGGCAUUAAUUAGUGACCUUCUUCCAUAGAGCCAAUUGUGUGGUUGAUGGAGCUGUCAUUAUUUCCCUGAUUGUAAGGUCAUGUGGAUUCUUGAUGUCCACCACAGUGAUGAUAUAGUCUUCUCUCAUGUAAAAAUUUGCAGCUGUGUAUUCGACAAUUAAGGACGCGUUUGGAUGCACAAUUGAAUUGAAUUGUGAGCAGCGUUCUGUUUAGCUAACAGGAAAUUACGUGUUUCCUAAUACCCCAACGAUGAUGUGGCCCAAGUGUAGCCCAUUUUGGGUCCAGACCUUCAAUAUGAAUGCGGAGGAAGGAAAUUGCAAUUUCAUUA
Messenger RNA from Magnolia sinica, 2621 nucleotides. Its product is annotated as protein LAZ1. Gene Ontology annotation, biological process: transport. The transcript is spliced from 9 exons. Gene Ontology annotation, molecular function: transporter activity. The coding region runs from base 724 to 2151 and encodes 475 amino acids. NCBI's taxonomy places the organism in Eukaryota, Viridiplantae, Streptophyta, Magnoliopsida, Magnoliales, Magnoliaceae. The record is from RefSeq and is a predicted model, not a curated record.